GCCCCACCAAACAGGCCGCAAUCUGUGAUGCAACUGCAAGAGCACCCCACCACAGCGAGGGGCUCAACCAUUUUUAUUCUCGCUCAUGCCACCAACCUCCCCCUCCCUUUCCAACAAUCCACACUGACAAGAAACCCACUUCGCAAAGUUUUUUUUCUCCCAUUGAAGAACUGUCAUUUCCAGACAGUCCAGCUCAGCUUUCAGUCACCGACAACCACUUCCAGAAAGGUUUCCUGAGAAUGGCUAUCAAGGUCGGCAUCAACGGCUUCGGCCGCAUCGGCCGCAUCGUUUUCCGCAAUGCCCAGGAGCUCCCGGAGGUUGAGGUCGUUGCUGUCAACGACCCCUUCAUUGAGCCCAAGUACGCUGAGUACAUGCUCAAGUACGACUCGACUCACGGUCCCUUCAAGGGCACCGUUGCGGUCGAGGGCAACGACCUCAUCGUCAACGGCAAGAAGGUCCGGUUUUACAGCGAGCGCGACCCUGCGGCCAUCCCCUGGAGGGAGACCGGCGCCGAAUACAUCGUCGAGUCGACCGGUGUGUUCACCACGACCGAGAAGGCCAAGGCCCACCUCCAGGGCGGUGCCAAGCGCGUCAUCAUCUCGGCCCCCUCGGCCGACGCCCCCAUGUACGUGAUGGGCGUCAACGAGAAGACGUACGACGGCAGCGCCCAGGUCAUCUCCAACGCCUCGUGCACCACCAACUGCCUGGCCCCGCUGGCCAAGGUUGUCCACGACAAGUUCGGCAUCGUGGAGGGCCUGAUGACCACGGUGCACUCGUACACCGCCACCCAGAAGACGGUCGACGGCCCUUCGGCCAAGGACUGGCGCGGCGGCCGUGGCGCUGCCCAGAAUAUCAUCCCCAGCAGCACCGGUGCCGCCAAGGCUGUCGGCAAGGUCAUUCCCGACCUGAACGGCAAGCUCACCGGCAUGUCUUUCCGUGUCCCCACCUCCAACGUCUCCGUUGUCGACCUCACCUGCCGUCUCGAGAAGGAGGCCAGCUACGAGGACAUCAAGAACGCCAUCAAGGAGGCCGCCGACGGUCCUCUCAAGGGCAUCCUCAGCUACACCGAGGACGACGUCGUCUCGACCGACCUGAACGGCAGCCCGUACUCCUCCAUCUUUGAUGCCAAGGCUGGCAUCUCGCUCAACAAGAACUUCGUCAAGCUCGUCAGCUGGUACGACAACGAGUGGGGCUACUCCCGCCGUGUGCUGGACCUCCUGGCCUACGUCGCCAAGGUCGAUGCCGGCAAAUAGAUUGGCUGCGCUGCGCGGCUGUAGUUGACGGUUGAUCGCUCUCGCCUGCUUUCCCCGUAAAAGGGUGCACAUGUUUUCGGGCAAGAACGUAUUCGAUUAGGUAGCGAGGCAGCAAAAAUGCAGAAAAAGCCCCAGGCAAUUCCAAGUCCCUUGCGGUUGUGUGUAUGAUGUGAUGUAGUUGUGGGUGGACAAGCCAGGCCGCUAGUCUUAGCCAAGUCCAUGCUCGCUGCCUGGACAGAGCUGAGUGCACUGCAGGCUUCACAGACAUCUGUCGUCAGUUUGAGGGGUAGGUACGCAGCAACUACGCAGCCUCACUGACGUCUGUAUUCUCCCUUCGGGUGAUGCUGUCGAUAGAGGCAGAAGGUGGUCCACACAGACUGGCCCACCAACCACAUGAAGCUUGAUGAUUAUCACGUAGUAGACAUGACAUCUUUGAAUGCA
Molecule: messenger RNA, 1694 nt
Organism: Thermothielavioides terrestris NRRL 8126
Lineage: Eukaryota; Fungi; Ascomycota; Sordariomycetes; Sordariales; Chaetomiaceae
Exons: 4
Coding region: 240-1253 (337 amino acids)
Biological process (GO): glucose metabolic process
Molecular function (GO): oxidoreductase activity, acting on the aldehyde or oxo group of donors, NAD or NADP as acceptor; NAD binding; NADP binding
Source: RefSeq, a predicted model, not a curated record